AUUUAAUUUGUUUCACAGCAUUUUUAUAAAAACAAAGAGGUUUAUAUUAAAACUACAGUUAUUUGGAAGAUCUGAAAUUUCAAGAUGAGUAUGAACAUGUCUCUCCGAUUUGAGGUAGCUAAUAGAGGUGGAAGCUUGAUAAAUUCACUGAAAGUGGAAAAAGAAAGAAUCAUGAAAGAUGAGUUAAUGGCUGAGAGGAUCUUGCAAGUAACGACUGAAAAGAAUGAUAACCUUAAAGCUGGUUGGGCAGAAGGUCUUGAAGAGGCCAGCCAGACGCAAAGAUACAGACUGAAUAAAGAAGAAAUCAAGCAUGAACUGUCAUAUGCCAACAAAGCGGUUGUUGCUGUAAGAAGAGCUGCACUUAGAGAACUUCUUGAAAGAGAGCAUGACAUGUAUGAGCAGGAGCUACAUAAAAUUGGAAAAGCAUUCUACAUCAAACGCACUUAAAAACAUUUAACGUACUUGUUUUGCAUGUUGCACAAGUGUUUUAAUUAAUAUAAAUUCGCCAUAUAUUAUUUUAUCAUUUGCUUUUGCAAUUACACAUAGAAGUAUAUUUUUAUGAAAUAUUUUUAAUUUUUUUGCAAAAUUUUUAGA
Messenger RNA from Ciona intestinalis (vase tunicate), 594 nucleotides. RefSeq lists its product as uncharacterized. NCBI's taxonomy places the organism in Eukaryota, Metazoa, Chordata, Ascidiacea, Phlebobranchia, Cionidae. The record is from RefSeq and is a predicted model, not a curated record.